UGGCUAAGAUCAAGUGUAGUAUCUGUUCUUAUCAGUUCAGAUCUACUGAAGCAGGCUGAAGUCUGAAGAUCUGAAGCUCAGGAAGAGAAUCAUCUGAUCGACCGACGGACGGAGACACUUCGGAAGAUCCAGCUCCAGAGAGACCGACUUCGGCUUCAGACUGCGACAGAAGCACUUCAUCUUGAAGCGAUCUACAGGGAUUCCGACCUUCAGGAAAGAAGUCCCAGACUACGACCGGCAAAGAAGAAACUCGGAGUUCUAACUCCGCUUCGAGCUGAUAACACUUAGGAGUUUUUUUAAAAACUCCUCUCUCUCUCUCUCUUACUCCCUUCCCCCCUCUCUCUCUCUCUCUUCCCUCCCUGGGGCCACUGCAGUGCUCUGAAGGACGACCCUUGGGGUCAUUUGCAUAACCCCGCCCACUCUCUCUCUCUCUCUUCUUUUUUUUUUUUUUCAGACUUUUCCCCUCUUUCUACCCUUUUUUUUCCCUCUCUUUUCCUUUCCAGACCCUUGGAACAGGAAGAGAUGGCUCCUGCUACAGCUGCCAGCAGAGGGAAGAACUCCGGAAAGAAAUCGGAAAAUGUCUCCACGGGCUCCAGGAACGCACCACCCAAAACUGGACCCGCAACCCAAGCACCAGCCCAGGCCUCCGCUCUGCCUCCCAAGGCUAACCAGUCCCCAAAUCUGGAGCCAUGGAUGAGACAGACGGUUGUGCUAAAGCUAAAAGAGGUGGAAGGAAAGGUCCCGGACAUGUCGACAGGUGUGUUCGGGAAAAAGAUGGUAAUGGAACAGGGAUUCUCCAAGGCAGAGACGGUGAGUAUACAGACCUUCAUAGGGGGACUGUUUUACAUAACCUUCGCUUCCAUGGCUAUUUGCAGGAGGUACUGGGAAAGGGUUAAAGCGGCGGGGCCCGAAUCCCCUUUUACUCGCUUUGUGGGCAACAGCCCUAUUCAAAGAGAGGAAAGGCGGGUGACGGUCGCAAUGCGAAACCCCCACACACCAGUGAAAGAUAUUAUCACCUUCCUGAGCAGAUUCUGCACGGUCAUCAAGGAUCCCAGCCAAAUCAUGGACUCAAACGGCUUCUGGACGGGUAAGUAUUCGGUCCUGGUAAAGCUCCAGCGGGAAGAGGGCUCAGCAGAUGGGCUCAAACACCUCCCCCAGAGUUUCUCUCUCGGCAGCUCCCCCGGACUCCUCUACUACCCAGACCAGCCUCAAACCUGCAGGAAAUGUGGACAGUUGGGACACCAAGCAAAAACCUGCACAGCAAAUGCAUGCAGGAUCUGCAAGGUGCUGGGCCAUGAGGCCAAAAACUGCCCCCGCUCCAAGGCCUGCAACUUAUGUGGAUUGGCUGACCACGUCUACAGAGACUGCCCACAGAGAUCAAGAACCUAUGCGUCUGUGGCUCAGGCGAAACCGACACCUCCAGCCCCAGCCAAUACACAAAAGAAAGGAAAGCCUCCAGCCCCAGCCAAAGCCAAGGUAACACCUCCGGCUCCGGCCAAGAACAAUGGGAACAAGGAGAAGAAUGCCCUCUGCAAAAAAAGGACCAGAGAAGCAGAGGAAAGCCCAGCGGCUGAACAACAACAGGAGAGGAAGAAGGCCGUCACUGACCUGGACGGCACAACAUCGUCAGAGGAGGGGGAGGAGGUGGAGGCAGUGCACAUCACAGAGGUAGAAGCAGAAGACAUGGAACUGCUCCUGGAAGAACUCGAGCAGAUCCCAGUCGAGCCUGCAGAUGUCAACAGGGUCCUACAACUGGAAGAGGCCCUGCUACAGCAGCUGGAAUCUCCGGAAGAGAGUCCCCCCCCGCCCGACAAUGCAGGAGGAGACCCGCCCGACCGGAGUGGUAAUGUAUAAUGUAAAAUGUCUAACGCUAACGGUUUUCUUUUUAUUUCUUAACUAAUGGGGUCUUUUAACUUAUUCACCAUUAAUGUUAGGAGUAUUAAGGACCUGAUGAGACGACAGACCAUCUUUGCAUUUCUCGAUAACCAGAAUUGUAAUGUGUACAUGUUGCAGGAAUGUGCCUUUCCUUUCUCCAGGUCUUACAAACACCUCAUGCGUCAGUGGACCCAU
Xenopus tropicalis (tropical clawed frog) is the source of this 2070-nucleotide messenger RNA. Its product is annotated as zinc finger CCHC domain-containing protein 3-like. Lineage: Eukaryota; Metazoa; Chordata; Amphibia; Anura; Pipidae. Gene Ontology annotation, biological process: activation of innate immune response. Bases 523 to 1854 code for a protein of 443 amino acids. Gene Ontology annotation, molecular function: zinc ion binding; double-stranded DNA binding; nucleic acid binding. The transcript is spliced from 2 exons. The record is from RefSeq and is a predicted model, not a curated record.